Symbiodinium sp. CCMP2592 is the source of this 4299-nucleotide messenger RNA. NCBI's taxonomy places the organism in Eukaryota, Dinophyceae, Suessiales, Symbiodiniaceae. The record is from the annotation of a GenBank genome assembly.
AUGGACUUCGUGGUUCUUGCGGACGAGGCGUCGACGGUCAAGCAGGAGAAGCUUGAGAUCGAUCGACGUCGGGGUGUAGGCUCGAGUGUGCUGACACUCAGUUCAGACCGCCUGUGCGGCCGGAUCAGAGGAGUGGGGCGCAGCCUGGAGCAGCGACUUGCGCUGCUGAAGGCUGACCUCCGGCGGCUCAGUGAUCCGAAGCAGAGGCUGAUGCCUUGCGUCUGGGAUGCCUGGGUGGGGUUCACCAGGCAGGCCAGGAAGCGCCAGCAACCAGCGUUGCAGAUGCGUGAAGUGCAGCGCACGGCCUUCGCGGCGGCGCGCUGCCUCCGAGCGUGGGCGGAGGCAGCAAGGCCUCUUCGGCCAGCAGAGACGGCUGACCAGGUGCUGGCUGCGAAAAGCUUGCACCCUGCCCUGGAACGGCUGGCUGCAGGCCUCUACGAGCUUGAGCGGAGCUCGGCGGCCAAGGAGUCGGAGCUUCUGCGCCUGGCCACGCGCCUCAGCCGAGCACUGUUUGAGGAACUCCAGGACGCCCGGCACUCGCUGGCCUACGCCCAGGAGCGCCUGUCCCACCUGCAGAUUCUUGUGGCCAAUGAUCGCCGCAAGCAGAUGGGCGGCUCCUGGCUCACCUUUGUGCUGCCGGGGGUCUCGGUGGCUGCGAACUUCGGCGGAGCUGCGCCCGGCCUCCACAGCCCGCACUGCGCGUUGCCCGGCGCCGGGCACAGCGCAGGUUGCAAGGUCGCCUACGGGAAGAAGGCAGGCUUCCGUUUGUCGCCGUCGCCCUUCAGCUCGGAUGGUUUUUUCGUCGCUGCGGUUGACGAGCUCAACUGCCAGGCCCCAACCCUGGGAAGGAGUUUGGUGCACCGACGUGGUGAGGUCUAUGGACAGGAAACCACGUCCACGCUGCCGGUGGAGGUUCUUGGGGCUGCACUGCGCCGGCAUCAGAUCUCGCCAGAAUACGUUCUGGACCUUUGUGCCGCUCCCGGCAGCAAGGCCACGCAGCUCAUGUCGCAGCUGCCCAGGGGUACGGUGCUGAUAGCCAACGAAUUCCGUGAGGAUCGCGCCCGACUUCUCAGAGCCAACCUGCUCCGCUCCGGGGCCUCCCAGGCCUUCGUCUCGAGCCUUGACGGCCGCCUCUUUGGUGAGCUUUGCCCUGAAGCUUUCGAUGCCAUCCUCGUGGAUGCGCCUUGCUCCGGCGAGGGCAACAUCCGCAAGGACCCAAAGGCAUUCGACCGCUGGGCCGGGCAAGAUGCUGCAUCGCAAUGUCAAGUGCAGUCGGAACUGCUCCGCUCAGCUUGGGUUGCACUGCGGCCAGGGGGUGUGCUGGUGUACUCCACUUGCACCCUGAACGCCUUCGAGAACGAGAACCAGUCCCAAAGCUUGCUGGACACCUUCCCCGAUGCUGAGCUGCAGAGCGGGCUCGGAUGCCAGCUCGGCCUGGCAGAGCUGGAGACGCCCGAUGGCCUCCUCAGGGUGUGGCCUCACACACUCAACGUGGAGGGUUUCUUCGUUGCCUGCUUUCGCAAGAAGGCUGGAGGAGGAGUUCCUCAGAGCCAGGGGAGCGAACUGUGGCCGCAGUUUCACAGGCUGCCAGAGACAGAAGCCUCGGCGGUCAGGGCUCGCGCCAUCAAGGACCUUGGCUCCUUUCCCUCUUCUGCACCGCUGCUCCGUGAGCGCCACCAGGGCGACGUCUGGCUUUGCGCUUUUCCAUGCUGGCCGCCGCCAGCAGCUUUUGCCCGGUUGAGCAGCCUGGUGCAGCCCGGCAUCUGCAUCGUGGAUGCCAGUGGUGCUCUGACAAACGAGAUUCGCUUGGUGGUCGGUGGCAGCAGCCUCACAUCCGAGGAGUGGUUGGAACUACAUGAAAAAGCCGGAGGAGGUCUCGGGGCCAAAAGCCUUGCCCUUCGUGGCCUCGGCGGCGCGGAAGCGCGACGCAGCCUCGAGGAGAUGCGCGCAAAUCUCGUGACACCAGACGUGGUGAGCUACAACACUGUCCUGGAUGCAUUUGCCAAAGAAGCAGAUGCGGCAAGCGCCCAACAGGUCAUGGACGAGAUGGUCGCGACGACAGUGAGGCCUGGCGUGAUCAGCCACACGAUCCUGAUUGAAGCCCACGCUCGCGCAGGGAACAGCGCCGCAGCUGAAGAGGCCUUCGAAGCGAUGCGACCUGCAAGGCUAGAGCCCAACGAGGUGACCUACACUGCUUUGCUCCGCGCACGCAUCGCGGCCGGCGACCAGGCCGGUGCCCAGCUCCUGGCCGUGGAGGGAAGGCUAAACGAGGUGGGCUUCACACUGCUUAUCAAUGCAUAUGCCAUGUCGGGCGAUGUCCGUGGUGCAAAGGAUGCUUUCGAGUUGCUCAGCAAGCAGUCGAGGCCAAACCUGGCUUCGUACACUGCCUUGAUGAAAGCCUAUGCAAAGGCAAGGGAUGCACGUGGCGCCGAUGAAGUGCUGGCGCAGAUUCAAAAGCACAGUCUGCAGCCGAAUUCGGCGACCUAUGCCACACUCAUAUCGGCGCAGGCUAAGGCUCAGCAGCUGCCGCGUGCCCUGGAGCUCUUCCGAUUGCAGGGACAGCCCACGCUCGCAAGCGGCACAGCUCUCAUCUCUGCAUACUCCAGGCAAAAAGACUCAGCGGGGGCACAGCGCGUGCUCGACGAAAUGCUGUCGGCCUCGAUCAGGCCCGAUGGCGUCUGCAUCAGGCAGCUGGAGUUCGCCAAAGUGCGGGCAGUUCCCCCGGUCCCAGAGGAUCUCUCGGAGUUUUUGGGUCACAGCGUGGCCAUGAUACAGUCAACGACAAAAUUAGAGUUGAAGGGCACUCUUCUGGGCACCUCGCUCGGCUGCCUUGGCGGCUUUGUGCGCUUCUUCCUGGGCAAGGCAGAUUCGAAGGCCAAGUCCUCUUCUGCGCCACUCGCAGCUCCCCUGCACCGGGGCCGCGGCUUGGGCUUUGCGGAGACAGAGGGUGAGCGCCGGCCAGAUGCGGCACGCUUCGUGUCACGGCGCCUCCUGGGGGAGGCGGCAGGGACUUCUCCUACAUGCCAGCAGCGGAGGUGGCAGAUCGUGAGACAGGUUCUUCAUGAGAAGGCCUUCCUGGAUCUGCUGUCCAGAUUUCUAGCAGAGGCUCGCCUGGGUCGGCUUCAGACGACCCCAAAGUAUGGGCCAGCCAAGGAGCACUUUGCAGCAACUCUGGUCGAGGACGAGCUGGCCUGUUUCGCCGGCAGCCAUGGCCCUUUGAAGAUAGAGGUGCUGGAGUUUGAGACGGGUCGACCAAAUUUAAAGGUCACCUACCCAGGGCUGGAAGAUGGCGACACGGUUGCCUUCGUCAGCCAUUUUGAUGUCCCUGCCUGGGCACAGCCGGAGAUCUCCUUGCCCAGUGGCGGAUGCUGUGAACGGUUUCUGUAUGGGCCAUUGGGCAACGUGCCGCUUCGCGGCCCCGGAGUGGCAGGCCUUGCCCACACCACUCUACUCGUCCUUCUCCUCAGCGAGCUGGCUCGCUCACGGCCGCGCCUUCAGCGGAGCGUCGUCUGCCUGUUUCUUGCGGCGCAGCGUACCGGCGAGGGCCGCGUUGGUGCUGCCGAGGUACUGAAAGGCGAGUCGCUGGAAGAGCUUCGACGAGGGCCGAUAUUUUGGCUGGAUGCUGGAGCUUCAUUGCGCGAGGAACGGAGGGGCUCGUCGGCGCCGCUGUGCGUUGGCGCCUUGGGCUCCCUGGCCUGGUCCUUGCACAUUAGACCACAGACGGCGGUCAGCUCGAUUGAGCUGGCGGCCCAAGCCCUGUCGCACAUUCAGGAGUCGUUUGCCAAGAAUGUCACAGAGCUUGCGCCCGAGGUCGCCGGAGCCAGCCCCGAGACCGCCACCUUCAUGCGGCCGGCCCAGAUUGAGCACCAGAAGGAGGAUCCCUCGUUGUCGUGCCAGACCAAUGUGUCCGGCAUUAUUCGAGUAGCACCUGGUCGCCCAGUGGUGGAGAUCAUCGCCUCGGUCCAGGAGUCUGUUGCAGAAGCGAAUCUUCGUCAUGCCAAUCCAGGAGGCACAGGAGGUGGGCUCGCUCGUCGCAUAACUCCCAGCGAUGCGGAGGACGAGGCUGUGCGGCGGAAACCUCGACGCCGCUCGCAGCGCGACCGCUCACCCCCGCCGCUGCCGGUGUCAGGUGCUGAUGUUGGCGCAGUACCACAGGUGAGUGUUCAGAUCACCUGGGCUCAGCGGCCAGUCGUGGAGAAGGGCAGUACACCUCGACCGAGGAGGUACAUCCUGCCAUGGGGUCGCUCACGGCAGGCUUGCGUACACAGCCGUCACCUGAAAGGCACUACAUCAAUAUAG